AUGGGGCUCUUCACUAUUCCCGAGCUAAACACCCGCCUGGGUACUUACCGAGCGUAUCAUCUGGCAGCUAUUGUUUUCAUUUCAUCCUUCCUGUCCGCCUAUGAUUCUGGUGUUGCGGGAGGUAUAUUGAGCUAUAAGUCCUUUCAAACCGACUUGGGCUAUAAAACAGCAUCACAAUCUAGGGUAUCAUCACUCACCGUUGGAUUGUCUCAACUGGGAUCGUUCAUAGCCGCUGCAGUAGUCUACCCAUUGACCAACAAAUAUGGCCGUAAGCUCACUAUUCUCGGCGCCACGGCGCUAUUUAUCAUCGGCGUGAUUAUUCAAGUCAUCAACACACAUUCAAUUGCCGCCUGGUAUGUAGGCCGCAUCGUCUCUGGCCUGGGAAUAGGUGGACAAAGUGUUGUUAUCCCAAUGUAUUCGGCAGAGAUGACACCCAAGGAAAUUCGGGGUCGAUGUGGUUCUUUUUACCAGUGGCUUUACGCCUGGGGUGUUUUCACUGCCUAUUGGAUUGAUUAUGGCGUUGCCAAAAGCACCUCAAUCUCAGGCACCUCAAGCGAGUGGCAGAUUCCCGUUGGCCUACAGCUUAUCUCUGGAGGCAUCUUAUUCAUAGGUUCUUUCACACUUCCUGAGUCUGUUCGCUGGCUCUUGACACAAAAUCGUACCGAAGAGGCCUGGAAGUCACUCACUUGGAUUCGCGGCGGCGAAGACCCCAAAACACACGAGGAAUUCGUCGAGACCCAGCUAGGGCUUCAGGCUGAGCGUGCAGAACGCGAGGGAUUUUUAUACCGCGAAUUGCUGGAGCCAGCUAACAGGCUCCGUUUUGUUGUCGGUCCUUUACUCUUCAUAUUUCAGAAUGCCACAGGCAGUAGCGCACUUGCGGUGUUCGCGCCACAGUAUUUCAAGCUUAUUGCUGGCAGUGGAACAAACAGAAAUAUGCUGCUGACGGGUUUAUUCGGUGCUGUAAAGGUCAUUGCCUGCACAUUCUUCAUUUGGGUACUCGCUGAGCGGAUCAGUCGCCGCAUGACGCUCACAGGUGGUGCUGCUCUUAUGGCAAUUUGCAUGUUGAUUACGGCUCUCAUUGUCGUUUAUGUUCCAACACAAUCUGCGACAAACGUGACAUCCGCUGGACGAGCAACGGUUGCUAUGAUUUAUCUCGAUAUUAUGAUCUAUAACUGCUCUUGGGGUCCUCUGCCUUGGGCCUAUGUGCCGGAGAUCUUCCCAACACGGAUUCGAGCCCUUGGUUUGGCAGUUAGCAUGCUAGCUCACUGGGCUUCAUCUUUCUGCUUCUCCUUUGCUAGCCCCUAUAUGAUUGCGAACGUUGGUGCCAACACUUUUCUUAUCUUCAUGGGCUUUGAUAUUGUAGCUGCUGGCUUCUGUUGGCUGUUCGUCAAAGAGACCCGUGGAAAGAAUCUGGAAGUUGCUGCUGGCACCGAGUGGGAAAUUGCGGAGCGAACUUCCUCUGAUGACGGCGAGAAGAGCGGCGUGUUGAAUGCGGAUGGUAGGAAAGUCCAGAUUGUUCACGUGCAUGAGAACUUUCAUGCCAAUCUCAGACAGCGUUCAGAGCAUUGA
Messenger RNA from Penicillium soppii, 1569 nucleotides. Its product is annotated as sugar porter family MFS transporter. NCBI's taxonomy places the organism in Eukaryota, Fungi, Ascomycota, Eurotiomycetes, Eurotiales, Aspergillaceae. The record is from RefSeq and is a predicted model, not a curated record. Gene Ontology annotation, cellular component: membrane. Gene Ontology annotation, molecular function: carbohydrate:proton symporter activity. The transcript is spliced from 4 exons. The coding region runs from base 1 to 1569 and encodes 522 amino acids. Gene Ontology annotation, biological process: carbohydrate transport; transmembrane transport.